CCCCUGGCAAAAAAGCAAAUUCUCCCUUCCGAAUGCUAGGACCCUCGAUCCACCUAGGUACCACUACCACGAGGACGCCGUGUCGAUCCGAACCUAGCACGCCUCGUGGUGUUCCACACACAGACACCCCGUACCAAGGCGGCGGGUCGGCUUUCUCGGACAUAACGACAGCGGGCUAGGCGGCACCUAAGAACUCCCGCACAUCUUAUCACCAACAAACAAAACGAAACUAGCAAACGGAAUUAGUCGACCCCUUGAAAUGCUCCAUCCAAGGCGAGCCGUAGCCGUAUUUAGGCGUAACGCAAGCCUCGUUAACUGGACAGGAAAGACGGGAUCGCCUUUGCAUCCUAGCCAUACAUACAUAUCGGUAACAAAGCUGCUUUUGUCCAUAGGCUUGGGGUAGAAGCCUUAUUUUUUUAUGUAGUCACUUCUAAGGGGGCUCUGGGCAAAGGACACUUGUUACCUACGCUCCAAGGCCCGAGACGAUGGAGUCAAGAGGCGUUCCGGACCCUCACGGUCAGACGGCGACCGGCAUCAACACGGAGAUCGGCAUCAACGGGUGGCUGAUUGGGUUCUCGACUAUAUUCUACGCGAUCAGGCUUUACGUUCGCAUAUCGAUCACGAAAUCCCCCGGCGUCGACGACGCGCUCGCGGGUAUUGCCUAUAUGUUGCUCGUCACGCAUUGUGGGAUGGAUAUUAAAGCUGAGUUCCUUGGUAGAGAAAUCCAAUUAGGCACCGCAUCGGAGGACGUCGUGGCUGCAUUCUUCGAGUCGUUGACGAUUCAGACACUGGUCUACUUUUGGACGGUUGCUCUAGUGAGGCUUGCAAUUCUUGCUUUUUUGCCUCGAAUCAUCCGAGAUAGGAAUAUUACCAUAAUUUCAUGGGUCGUGGCAUUAUUAAUCCUCGCUCAAACACUCGGCGCUUUUUUAUACAGACUCUUCGAGUGUGACUCAAUGCCGGAUAUCCUCAAGUCUCCGACUACGAAAGGACUUCAUUGUAUCGAUCCUAAUGUCCAUAACAGCAUGAUGGUGGGACACGCCAUAGUGGGCGUUGUUAUGGACGCCAUUCUCCUAAUACUACCUAUCUGGAUGAUAUGCGCCAACAUGCUGUGGUCGAAGAAGAUGAUUCAGAUUAUAUUGGUCUUUAGUGUUGGGUUGGCUGCGGUGGUUAUAGGGGUUGUGCGUGUGGUCAUAAUAUCGAAUCUGGACUUUUCUAAAGCUACAACGUAUAAUUUGCCCUCCCUAGGAAUUUGGACAAACCUCGAGAGCCAUAUCGGCUUAUGGUGCGGCUGCUUCCCUGCUUUACAAGCAAUCUUGCGGAUUAGGUUUUCGUCUAACGGAUUUAAUGUUGCCGGCACGAGCAGCAACAGUAAUCAGAACGGAAAAGUGACAGGAAAUACUGGAAUAAAUAAAGUAUACGGAAGAGACGGGGAGAGCUGUAGCGCGGUGGACGGUGAAAGCCAACGUGCGAUCGUAUUAUUAGAAAUGGAUAAAUUUAAGAUGACAACGCGAGAUGGAGAUACAUCUAUUGUAUGAGAUAUCUUUUAGUGUGUUGGAACUUUGCGGUCCAGGGGCGUAAGGGGAGGCAGAAAACAUUGCCGGCAUAAUAUUUUAUUUUUCUAUCCUUUUAAACAGAUAUUCCCUUUGUAAUAACCUCUAAGACCUGGGUGUCUGGGUUAACUUUCUACAGGUUAACUAUGAUCUUGGGAUUCUUUAAUAUAAGUUGCCGCACGGGUUUUAUCGUACCCGUUGUCGCACAUAGGGAGGGAAAGAGAGCUAAUCAAGUUCCACUAUGUAAUAUGUAAUAUAUAAGCUGAAUAAUGCACAGCUAUUAAAUACCUACC
Daldinia vernicosa is the source of this 1843-nucleotide messenger RNA. RefSeq lists its product as uncharacterized. The transcript has 7 exons. The record is from RefSeq and is a predicted model, not a curated record. Lineage: Eukaryota; Fungi; Ascomycota; Sordariomycetes; Xylariales; Hypoxylaceae. Bases 486 to 1535 code for a protein of 349 amino acids.